Molecule: messenger RNA, 5099 nt
Organism: Vanessa tameamea
Lineage: Eukaryota; Metazoa; Arthropoda; Insecta; Lepidoptera; Nymphalidae
Gene: wech
Product: wech
Exons: 2
Coding region: 375-2711 (778 amino acids)
Cellular component (GO): extracellular region
Molecular function (GO): protein binding; zinc ion binding
Source: RefSeq, a predicted model, not a curated record
UCGUUCAUUCACCGCUGUUGUUUUCGUGGUGUUUUAUGAUAAUAAUAAAUAAAUGUACGAUUAUUGCGAAAUAAUAAUCAAUUUAUCGCGAUGAAUAUCAGUAUUUUUAACUAGUGCAAUAAUAACAUUGAAGUCAAAGACGGACUCUUAAUUUGAGCACAUUUAGCAUAGCUAACUUAGUGCAAUCUACCUGCAUCGUCGGUCAUAUUUUCGUAAAUAAUUAUUGUGGCUGGUCGUAUCUUUUUGAUUUUAAAUGGACCUUUAUGUUGCUUAUAUAUUGUGAUGCGUAAAAUGUACGUUUGCUUGUGAUUCUGUAUUUCUCCUUCAGAAUUUUUGGAUUAUUAUUGAUCUAAUGACUUGAUGUGCGCGUCAAAAUGACGUCGUUCGCAAAUAUGACGCAGUCGCUCGCCGCGAGUUUGCCGGCUACCUCUAGUUCUGCGACCGGUGCAAACCCCGCCGACCAAGAGGACCCCAUGGCGAUGUCGCAUCUCCUCUGCAACCUCUUUGAUACCAUCAACAAGCCACCAAACCUCCAGCCGACCGCAUCCACUACCGCGACGUCUACCAUACCCUACGAUAUCUGGGCUCUUCCAUCGUGUAGUUCGUUACAGAACGCUACUGCACCUAACAUGCGUGAGUACAAUACCGUUUCCAAUAAUAACCACCAAAAUCAUUCUAAAGAAGAUAAUUCUAGCGGGUCUCCCGGCACGUCAUCAUCAGUCUCGAUAACAUGUUUCCGCUGCGAAGAACGCACUCCAACCACACGAUGCCUUGAAUGUAACGACCUUUUCUGCCAUGAAUGCUGUCACAAAGUAACUUCUGACUGCCAACUAAGGGAGCACACUCUGCUACCCAUUCACCAAAUAUCACCCAUUGGUGCUCGACCGAACUCGGUCACGAAUGAUAAAGAAGUAAUGUAUUGUGAGCUCCACGGAGAUCCUGUUAGAUAUUAUUGCGAGGCCUGUAUCAUUUUUAUAUGCCAAGAGUGUACUUUAUGGGUACAUAAAGAUCAUUGCUAUUCACCUAUAAAAGGUGCACUUGAUGUGUGUAGAAUUGGAGUUUUUAGAGCGAUAGAAGAUACAAAAACUGGAACGAAGGCUAUCAAAACUGCCAUAGAUCGUGCAGUAGCAAUGUCGAAAGCCUAUGAAAAAGAAACUGCAGAAGCUAAUAUGAAAAUUCGCAAAGCUAUGCGUUGCUUCGCGCAGGCAAUUGAAGACCGCGAAAAGUAUUUGUUAGAUAAGGUAGAAAAAAUGCGUCAAGCUAAGAUGAAUGAGUUAACAGACCACAUGAAUACACUUCGCGGUAUUCUCGCUGGUUUAGCACACACCAAUGAAACUCUAGUGCGCAGCAUGGAUUCUGAGGGUAUUGAUUUGUUUAUGGCCAAAGAAAAAGGAAGAGCACAAGUUGAUUACUUUUCUUGUAUGUUUAAAAAUAUGUAUGUCACGGAAGAGCGCAUUAUGUUUAUACCACCAAAUUAUGAUUUAGUAGACCAAAUAAAAAGGCAAUGUGAUGUUCAAUCUGCUCCUGCAAAUUCAUUGCAUUCUUUAAGCUCGUCCUCUUCACUGCAGUCGCGACAGUCGCUACUCCAUUCAUUACAAUCAGCUCAAACGUUUACUCCUUUAUCUUAUCAGAUGCCAGCUACUAAUAGCCUACGAUCGUUACCCGAUUACACCAAUAGUCAUACAAGAUCAACUAAUUAUUAUGAUCACAGUAUCUCUACUAGUAUAGCUAUGGACUCUAACUCAGCACGCGGCAUUGGACAAGCUAUACCUGGAUACUGGAUGUCGGUUUCUGUGAAGCCCACUCGAAGUCCAGUAUCUGGAGUUCCAAUGUUUUCUUUUGGGAGAGAAGGUCAAGAUGAAGGUCAAGUAUCCAGGCCCUGGGGCUUAUGUGUAGAUAGAGAAGGAAAUAUAAUAGUUGCAGAUAGAAGAAAUAACCGCAUACAGAUAUUCAAUAGUCGUGGCGAGUUUAGAACAAUGUUUGGAUCUAAAGGAACUGGCCCUGGCGAAUUCGACCUUCCGGCUGGUAUAACGACAGACACAUAUGGGCGUAUAAUAGUCAUCGAUAAAGAUAAUCACAGAGUUCAGAUAUUUACGUCUUCAGGUAACUUUAUCCUAAAGUUUGGUUCCUUCGGCAAAGAAUGUGGUCAAUUCCAAUACCCAUGGGAUGUCGCUGUUAAUACAUUAGGUAAUAUUGUAGUGACCGAUACCCGUAAUCAUCGCAUUCAACUAUUUACCAGUGAUGGUACAUAUAUAACCAAAUUUGUUUUCGAAGGAGCUAAUCCUGCCAAAAUGUUGAAAGGUCCAACUACUCCGAGAGGUGUGUGUUUCACAACAUCAGGAAAUAUCAUAGUAUCUGAUUUUGAAAAUCAUCGUUUGUUAAUGGUAGACCCAACAUUAUCGAAAGUUCUUCAUUGUGUAGGUAGAGAAGGUUCGGGUAUCGGUGAACUGAAUCGCCCAUCUGGAAUCGUAACAGAUGAUGAUGGUCGCAUCAUUGUAGCCGAUUCGAAGAAUCAUCGUGUACUUGUUUUUACAUCAGAGUUGCGUAUUUUAUGGGCUGUGGAUUUAAAAAGCCCUGGGCUAGACGAUAAAGAUCGUCCAAGCGACGUAGCUCUCACUCCAGAGGGGUUUCUUGUUGUAUUGUUCGAGACCUUGCCUGACACCGCCCGCGAUAUUACAUCCCACGGCAAGCAAUACAUCAAAGUAUAUUAAUUAUUGGGAAAACCUGAGUGGAACUAACGAUAUAGACCUCAGGUCUAUUAACUUUAUUUUUGUUUUGUUUAAUUUGUGAUUACUUUCAUAAUGUGCCAAUUUUAUUAUUAAUGUUUGGGAAAUCAGAAACGAGCUUAGCUUGUGGGGAGAAUUUUUGUUUUUUCAUAAUAAUAUGUUACGAGCAAAUAAUUUUACCUUAAAUUCUUAAAAAACUUUCGUUACCAUAUAUUUUUGAUUUCAGUUCUGCAUGGGACUAGUCUUUAGAGACCAAACUUUGUUUGCAAUUUUUAAUCACGCGACAGUUUCGACCGGUUCUCGUCAAAGUAUUUUAUGAUUAUAGGUUUUAUAUUUUAAAUUUUUUAUACAUAAAGAUAUCCACAGUUAUCCUAAUUUUGACUGACAUAAAAUUUAUGCAUUGCAUAAUCAAAGAAUAUAAAGCUUCUAUUAUAGAUAAAAGAUCACAUUGUGAUUUAAAAGAUGUUUUUAUGUGAGAUAAUUUAAAAUUAACUUGAAAAGUAUUUUUUUUUCCAAAAUGUUACUUUUGCUUUUUUUUAACUUGGUUAAAUAAUUAAUGCACACGUUAAUACGUAUUUUAUAUUAAGUUAUUUUGCAUAUUAAUUUAGGUACUGUAUAUUAUAUUUUAAUAAUGGCGGCGAAUCUACCCCAUGAUUUUAGAUGGAUUAAUUGCGUUUGUAGAUCUUUGCUCCGUUUAGAUUAUUUUUUUAUUUUGUAUGAGGUUGAUAAGUGGGAAUGUAAUAAGAUAACUGAACUAAGAAAUUAUUGCAAUAAAACUUGGAGACUGACUUUAGAAGACUGUCUGAAAGACGUGGUUCCGAAGCGGGCGGGCAGGUGUUACGGAUCGACGCGUUAUGUUAAUGCAAUUCUUUAUUACCAAAACAUAGGUAUUAUUAUAUUAUUAUUUUUUAUGAUGACUUUAUUGGCAAUAUAAUGAAAUCAAAAUAUUUUUUGUCGCAUCAAAUUUGUUUGCGUGAUUUUAUUUAGUUGUGCAUUUAGUUAGUUUUCUUUUGUUAUUGAUUUGUAGACGAACUCGACAGCUUUUAAAUAAAUUGACUUAUUUUCCCAUAAAGAUAAUAAUGUGAACUGCUUAUGGUAUUCCUGGAUAUAUAGUGCUAUAGUCGAUAAAUAAAGUAAUCACUAGCUAAUUGUAAGAUCUUAUACCAUAGUAACUUCUACUUAUGUAAAUUUUAAGUAAUAUAAGUCACGUUGACGCACUCGUUGUUUAAAUUAGCUAAUUUAUAGAUAUUCUUCUACAAAAUGAUUGAUUUUCAAUUAGCGAAUAACGUGUUUGUAUACUGUCAAAAUUUUUGUUAGUCCAAAUAUUUUUAGCGAAAUUGUUUCUUCAAAAUUAACGUAUAUAGUCUAUUUUUGAAACCUAUCGGCGUGUGAGUCGUUCGUAUUAGAUUUAAUACACUGUGUUCAGUCAAUAUGUGUUCAAUAAUUUUAAUAUAGGUUUAGACUAAUGUGUUCGGAUCGAGCGGUUCGGGUAGCCUCUUAUUGUCUAGUUUAAUAUCGUGAUGUAGUUUUUACUCACGUUGCAGUCUUGCUUACGAUCUAUGGUAUAUAUGUAGUUAGCAUUCACGAACCGUCAUAUGUUGUACACAAGCAGUUAUAUAUAGUAUACGCAUUACGCACCAUUACUCAGAUAUCAUAAAAGUUUCACUAACAAAGAAUAUAUAAACUUACGGUCCCAUGAGAUGUCCUCGAGGGAUGCUUUAAUAAAAAAUCGAUAUUAAUAAAUUAGUAUAAGUAUAAGGCACAAUUAUCUCGUGACUAUUAGGAUUUACCAUGUUCGUUCUUUUUUUUAAAUUACCAAAGUUUUAACUUGUAUAUCAAUGAUAAGCUCGCUCUCAACAGAUAUAAUCUUCGAUCAAGUAACUGCUUCAAACAUGUAAUCAAAUAUUAUAUUCAAUUAGUCGUCUUCAACAUAUGACAAUCUUGGUUUACCGUAUACACGACAUUUAUGCACAUAGCAUGUACAUUAUGCCACGAAAGCAAUGUUAUUCCAAUAAAGCAUAAUUGACGAUUAGUAUAAAAUACCGAUAGAUUAACAUUUCAAACAUAUUGUACUUAGGUUUAGACUAGUGUUAGUUACUGAAAAAACUAUCUCCUUUAUUGUAAGUGAUAUUAUUUAGAUUUAAAUCGUGUCACUUCAAACAAAAAUUUUCUAUUAUAAUUGAAGUUAGUGUAGUGAAAUGAACUGAUUUUAUACGACUGCAGAUAUAGUCUGAGUUAAAUUAAUAAAAUAGUUAUCAGCUAAUAUAGGAAAAUUAUUGUUUGAAGUUUAGUGUAAGUUUGACUGGAUUAAUUUAUCGUGCGAUUAUUUGCUUGGCGCUGUAAUUCCGUAGAAUUUGAUUGUUUCUCGAUAAU